AUGUCAUACAACUCAACCACCAUUCAGAAUAAUAAUAGUAGUAGUAGUUAUUAUAGUAAUAAUAAUAAUAAUAAUAAUAAUACAAAUAUGACAGCAACAUUCAUUGACUAUAUGCUUGGCAUUAUGAAUACGAUUGAUAUUCCACAGAAACACUUUGAGCCCUCUCAAGAGUCAAACGCACUCCAAAGUUAUUAUUACUUGUUGUAUGAGAGGAGCCAGCAGUAUCAAGAGUAUGUGACAGUCACUUAUAAUACUCCAGUGGUUGAAGACACUGCUGCCAAUACUACUACGACUAGUACAUCUUCAUACUCCUCCUCAACAACCACUCCAUUAUCACCACCUCCCACCACUACGAUACAAUCUAUCAACAGCACCUUGUUGACUACUCCUCCUAUUAGUACAUCUCCUCCAUCUACUACUACAUCCUCUUCAUCGACUGAACAACCUCAACAACCUCAACCACCUCAACAACCUAAAACAACAUCGACAACAACAACAACAACAAGUUCAAAAGAAAAGAAAGAAAAAGAGAAACCUUCAUCAUCGUCGACAACAUCAAAACAUGUUGCAUCAAAACCAUUACCAAUUAUUGGAUAUCAAUUAACUGAUGAAUUACCAACACUUGAACAAUACAUCUUUUUAAAUCCAUUACCAAAGGAUUUGGUGGCAAAUGCUGCCAAUCCAAAGAAAAAGAAUUGGCGUGAUGACAAGGGAUCGCUGUCGAUUGUCGACAGAGUACCACUGUUUAUCCAAGAGUUUACGGUUGCCGCCUCGUGGAGUCAGCUUCGUGAAUUUAUCAAUGUACUCGAGAACAAGAUUACAAACUCUUGUCGAAAGAGAUAUGUCGAGGAAGGCGGUCUAAGGCAACUGCACACUUGUCUCAAAUACACCCAAGUGUCUCAAUGUUUGCCAAGAGAAAUCAUCGCCAUCCUAAAAGCACUAAAACAACUGCCCAUCACCCUCGAACACUUGCAAAAGGAAAGUGGAGUUGGAAAAAUUGUACGUGGACUCAAAAAACAUGAUAAUGCAUCGGUCAGAGACCUAGCAACCGAUUUGGAACGUAUUUGGAUGAACCUAGUAAAAAGUACAAACAAAGAUAAAGAAAAGGAAAAAGAAAAAGAAGAAGAUCCAAAGAAAAGAUCAAGAGAUUCUACAAUUGAAAAAGAUCCAAAAAAAGUUAAAGGUGAUAAUGGGUCAUCAACUAGUAGUACUAGUGGUACUGCUUUAAAUAAAUCACAACAACAAAAACAACAAUCACAAUCACCAACAUUACCAGGUGUUAAAAAGGAUUUAAAGGAAUUUGAAGACUUGUUUAUGACGAAAUUAGGAAAACAAAAAGACAAUAGUAGUAGUACAACAACAACGACAGGUGCUGCAACAUCUGGAACAUCAUUUGUAUUGCCUAUAUAUCCAACAAGAAAAAAACAAGAUAACCUUCCUACUCCUACUACUACUACUACUACUUCGACUACACCUACUUCAAUUACAUCAACUAAACCAACAUCACCAAUAACCAAUCCUACAAUAACAAAACCACAAUUACCAACUAUUAAUAUUACAUCAUCUGGUAUGGAAUCUAUAUCAUUGUUGGAUAUGACUAAAGUGGCACCUAGAAAUACAGCUUCGAGUUCAGGUUGGGAUCUUCCAGUUGGAGUACCAGAGGAAGAUUUUGAAGUAGUACCAGAUCCAAACCGAAGAAAGUCGAGUAAAGGAAGAGUCAAUGUCAGAUGGGCACCCGACGACAAACUAUUACAGAUCAAGGAAUUUGAAUCAAACGAAGAGAUUGAAGAAGGUGAUCAUGACGGCAUUGACUUUGAAAAGGCGAGACAGAUGGAACACGACAGCGAAAAAUUACACCACCGACAACGAGAGAUCGUUGCCACUAUCGAGUACAAGGCUCCUGCAACCAUUGAUGCGAAUCAGAUUUCAUCAUAUGUAUAUAGACCUGGUACCGACAGUAAAGAGCGUGCUAAACAACUCGAAAGAGAAAACUAUACACUCAUGGAAAUAUUUUUAGACUCGAAUAUCCCAGAAAACCCACAAGAACCAACUGACCUCGAACCUGAUUACGAUGAUUCUCAAGUACCAAUUAUUCCAGCUGAAAAACCUUCAGCAGCAGCACCAACGACACCAACAACAACAACAACCCUACAAUAUAAUGAUAAAAUUGUACCAAUGAAUGCAAAUGAAACAUUAGAUCCUUCACAAAUAGAUGAAAUUCUAUCAAGUUUUGAUACUGUAAAUAAUAAUAAUAAUAUAAAUCAACAACCAUUACCAUCACAACAACCACUACAACAAGCAUAUUCUCAAAAUAAUCACUUUAAUAAUAAUAAUAAUAAUAAUAAUAAUAAUUACAUGGGAUGGAGUAAUCAAUCCUAUGGAAAUAAUAAUAUGAAUUAUAAUAACAAUAUGUGGAAUAAUAAUAAUAACUAUAAUAAUAACAAUAAUAUGUGGAAUAAUAAUAACAAUAAUAUGAAUAAUAAUAAUAUGAAUUAUAAUAAUUAUAAUAACAAUAAUAACCAAGCAGCUUGGAAUAAUAAUAAUAACAAUAAUAAUAUGUGGAAUAAUAAUAACAAUAUGAAUUACAACAACAACAACAAUAAUAUGAAUAAUAAUUAUAAUAAUAAUAACACAUGGAAUAAUAAUAAUAAUAAUAAUAUGUGGAAUAAUAAUCCAAUGAAUAAUCAAAAUUAA
Cavenderia fasciculata is the source of this 2694-nucleotide messenger RNA. RefSeq names its product putative mediator complex subunit 26 (gene med26). Bases 1 to 2694 code for a protein of 897 amino acids. NCBI's taxonomy places the organism in Eukaryota, Evosea, Eumycetozoa, Acytosteliales, Cavenderiaceae. The transcript is spliced from 3 exons. The record is from RefSeq and is a predicted model, not a curated record. Gene Ontology annotation, cellular component: nucleus.